GCAACAGUACUUAUUUAUUUUCGAUAUGUACAUGAUGUAUUGGAUCACGCACUACAAACAAAAGAAGAUAUGAACAUGAUGUAAUACUAUGGAAUAGAAAUAACAGAAUACGGGUUUAGAUUUUUCCCCCCUUUUCUUUUCAUUUUUGCCAAAAGAACAAGGUCCACUAAACUUUGGGGAGGUGCCACGUAUGCAUAUUCUUGGGGGUUCUAAGAUGUAUAUAUGCACAUACAGAUAGAGAGAUGAGCAUUGAAAGCUCAUAGAAACUAGCAUAAUCUAGAAGAAGCAAGGGAUACAUAUUAUUAGCCUUCUUUCUCUUUUGCUUAUUGUUGAUAUUGUUCUAAUCAUCUACACCAUGUCUCUAAAGAUAGCAGCAGAAAUUUAUCCUAAAUCAGCAUCAGAGAUAGUGGAAGAGCCAUGUUUGGUGGUAAGAGAAUAUGAUGAAGAUAGACACAAGGUGGCAGUAGAGAAACUUGAGAGUCUUUGUGAAGUUGGACAGAGUGGAAAACCAUCUCUUGUCACUGACCUCAUGGGAGACCCCAUAUGCCGUAUCCGUCACUUUCAAUGGCAUGUCAUGCUGGUUGCAGAAUAUGGAGAAGAUGGAGAAGUUGUUGGGGUGAUAAGGGGGUGUGUGAAAACAGUUACAAGAGGGAAUUCGGUUUAUGUAAAACUGGCCUAUGUUUUGGGGCUCAGAGUCUCCCCUCGACACAGGAGAUUUGGCAUUGGCACAAAACUAGUUCAACAUUUAGAAGAGUGGUGCAAGCAAAAAGGGGCUAAGUAUGCAUAUAUGGCAACAGAUUGUACUAAUGAGCCUUCAGUGAAUUUGUUCACAAAAAAAUGUGGCUACUCAAAAUUCAGGACUCUAACCAUACUAGUGCAACCUGUGCAUGCUCACUACAAGCCAAUUAGCUCUAGCAUUGCUGUGCUUCGCCUUCCACCACGCCUAGCAGGGUCCAUGUAUAACCAUAUGUUUUCCAAUUCUGAAUUUUACCCCGAAGACAUAGAUUUGAUUUUGUCCAACAAGUUGAAUUUGGGCACAUUCAUGGCCAUCCCCAAGAAGUACAUGUCCAAGUGUGAUCUAAAAAGGGGCAUUCUCCCUCCAAGCUUUGCAAUGUUAAGUGUGUGGAACACCAAAGAUGUGUUCAAGUUGCAAGUGAAGGGUGUUUCACCUUUGGCACAUGCAUGCUGUGUAGGCACAAGGUUGUUGGACGAGUGGAUGCCAUGGCUAAGGCUACCUUCAUUUCCAGAUGUUUUUAGGCCAUUUGGGGUUUAUUUUGUGUAUGGACUACACAUGGAGGGAAAGUGUGGCACACAGCUCAUGAAGUUCCUAUGUGGAUUUGUGCAUAACAUGGCAAGAGAUGAUGGGGGUUGUGGGGCCAUUGUGGCUGAACUGGGCCAAAGGGACCCAGUAAGGGAUGCAGUCCCACAUUGGAGAAAGUUAUCUUGGGCAGAGGACAUGUGGUGCAUUAAGAACCUUGAGGACACUAAGCAGAAUAUCCCUGAAAAAUCUGAUUGGUACGCUUCUAGAUCCUCUUCACCUGUAAUAUUUGUUGACCCUCGAGAUUUUUGACCUAGUCUUUUGAAAUUUUAUAGAGAAAGGGAUGAAAAUGUUGUUAAUGCCUUUUCUUCAGCCACUGUAAGAUGUAAAUUAAGUAACUAUUUCAUCAUGUGUGGAUGAUUAAUUAAGCCAUACUAUAUCA
Molecule: messenger RNA, 1700 nt
Organism: Cajanus cajan (pigeon pea)
Lineage: Eukaryota; Viridiplantae; Streptophyta; Magnoliopsida; Fabales; Fabaceae
Product: putative N-acetyltransferase HLS1
Molecular function (GO): acyltransferase activity, transferring groups other than amino-acyl groups
Source: RefSeq, a predicted model, not a curated record